Molecule: messenger RNA, 848 nt
Organism: Chrysochloris asiatica (Cape golden mole)
Lineage: Eukaryota; Metazoa; Chordata; Mammalia; Afrosoricida; Chrysochloridae
Gene: PNO1
Product: partner of NOB1 homolog (S. cerevisiae)
Exons: 8
Coding region: 60-818 (252 amino acids)
Cellular component (GO): nucleolus
Molecular function (GO): RNA binding
Source: RefSeq, a predicted model, not a curated record
GGAGCAGCUGUGCACGUGUCGGACCCGGAAGUGCCUGUAUACGCUAGCGAUUCCUAGUGAUGGAAGGAGAGAUGGAAGUACAGAGCGCCGGGGCAAAGGACGGUUUCACUAAGGUCACUCGCAAGGGUGGUCGGCAGGCGAAGAAACGGCGGGCUGAGCAGCUUUCGGCGACAGGGGAGAGCGGAGACGCGGUCCGCAUGGACACAGAAGAGACCCGACCCGCGAAGAGGCCCGUCUUCCCGCCCCUCUCCGGGGAUGGACUCCUGGGUGGGAAAGAAGAAACAAGGAAAAUUCCGGUCCCAGCUAACAGAUACACUCCAUUGAAAGAGAACUGGAUGAAGAUAUUUACUCCUGUUGUCGAACAUUUGGGACUUCAGAUACGCUUUAACUUGAAAUCGAGGAAUGUAGAGAUCAGGACUUGUAAAGAAACCAAGGAUGUUAGUGCUCUGACAAAAGCAACUGAUUUUGUGAAAGCCUUUAUUCUGGGAUUUCAGGUGGAGGAUGCGCUGGCCCUCAUCAGGUUGGACGACCUCUUCCUAGAGUCUUUUGAAAUCACAGAUGUUAAACCUUUAAAGGGAGAUCACCUCUCGAGAGCAAUUGGACGAAUUGCUGGCAAAGGAGGAAAAACCAAGUUCACCAUCGAGAACGUAACCCGGACGCGGAUAGUUCUGGCUGAUGUGAAAGUUCACAUUCUUGGCUCUUUCCAAAACAUCAAGAUGGCAAGAACUGCCAUUUGCAACCUCAUUCUGGGAAGUCCUCCAUCAAAGGUUUAUGGCAAUAUCCGUGCCGUGGCUAGCAGAGCAGCAGAUCGAUUCUGAUUUCAAAUUAGACUCUUUAUCUUUUACUUU